Cucurbita pepo subsp. pepo (vegetable marrow) is the source of this 1581-nucleotide messenger RNA. RefSeq names its product Emsy N Terminus (ENT)/ plant Tudor-like domains-containing protein (gene EML1). Gene Ontology annotation, biological process: defense response to fungus. The record is from RefSeq and is a predicted model, not a curated record. Lineage: Eukaryota; Viridiplantae; Streptophyta; Magnoliopsida; Cucurbitales; Cucurbitaceae. Gene Ontology annotation, cellular component: nucleus.
GGGGAAGUUGUUUGGAGCUUCGGGGCGUUUGGCGUUAUUUUGCAGGUUCGGUUUUCAUAUUCAUUGGGGACGAACACCAUACCUUUCUUCUAAACAUAAUCAUCAAGCACCAUUCCCUAUCGAUCGAUUCGCCUCACUGCCAUUGAUAAAGAUCCCGUCUUCUCUUCCGUCCAAUCCACUUCUCAGCUUCUUCCCUGCUGAAAAUCUUCUCUAAACCCUUUCAGCGCUCUUUCUUUUUCGGUCUUUUCAGGUUUUCUCGUUGAUCAUGAACUAUGAAGCCUCCGACAGUAGCGGUACUGAUGAUGAUCUUCCACCAUCACAUCGUAACAGAGUUUCUAGAGGAGGACACAUUUCUGGAAAGGGGAGGUCUGUUUUGAGUUCUUUUCCAUACCCUAGAGUACGCAAUAUGGAGGCCCAGAUUCAUCAUCUCGAACAAGAAGCUUACUGUUCAGUACUGCGUGCAUUUAAAGCCCAAGCAGAUGCCAUUACCUGGGAUAAAGAAAGCUUGAUAACAGAGCUUAGGAAAGAAUUGAGAGUAUCAGAUGACGAACACCGGGAAUUGCUUGCGAGGGUUAAUUCUGAUGAUAUAAUUCGUGAGAUUAGGGAGUGGAGACAGGCUGGUGGGAACCUAAAUGUGAGACGCAGUUCGUCCCAGCCAAUCCAUGAUGUUGUUCCCAGUCCAACUGUUUCAGCAUCCCGUAAGAAGCAGAAAACAAGUCAACUGCACUCUUCUUCAGUUCCUGCUGGAAGUAGACAGUUAAAUAAUCAUAAUUCUUCUGGAGCCCUUCUGGCAAAUGAAUCUGCUGAAGCUCCACCGUAUGACACUUUAAUUGGAAGGAAAGUAUGGACCAGGUGGCCUGAGGACAACAGCUUCUAUGAGGCUCUCAUAAAAGACUAUGAUCCUGUUAAGGGUCAGCAUGCCUUGGUUUAUGAUAUAAAUACAACACGGGAGACAUGGGAAUGGGUCGAUAUUAAAGAGAUCCCACCCGAGGAUAUUCGAUGGGAUAGCGAGGAUCCAGGAAUGUCUCAUCGAGGAGGUCAUGGUGGACAAAGCCGUGUUUAUCGAAGAUCCCAAAGUUUGGGUGGUUUUGCUCCUGGUUCUGGCAGAGGGAGAGGACAGUCAAAAAACCAACCCAGAAAGGAACUUUCUCCAUCUCAAAAUGGUGUUGGAAAGAAAGUGUUUGACGAUAUAGAAUUACUUAAUACAGAAGCAUUGGUAAAGGAGGUAGAGAAAGUUUUCAAUUCAAGUAAUCCCGACCCCGAGGAGCUUGAAAAGGCGAAGAAAAUGCUUAAAGAUCACGAGCAGGCUCUUGUGGAUGCAAUUUCUAGACUAACUUGUGCAUCUGAUGGUGAAAGUGCAGAAGGGGCGCAGCCAAAUGUUCAUGGCCAAUUAGUUGAAAAAAGCAACGAUACUUGAGCUACCAAGUGCAAGUGGCAGUGCGAGUGCCAUCCCAACAGCAUCACAUUGCCAAAUCUGAAUAUUGAAAUGUCUUACCAUUACUGAGUUGUACCAAAAAGUUAUUAUGUUAGUGGAUCAAAUUCUUUUGUUUUUUCUUUUCCUUUAAUGGGUUUUUUCUUCCA